AUGUCGGUAUCCAUACAAGAGUUGGACAGUACUGUCCGCGCCUUUUACGAAGGCAAAGGUGACUUGCAAAAGCAAGCUCAACAGACCCUGACAGAAUUCAAGCAAAAUCCGGAUGCAUGGUUGAUCGUGGGGAAUAUCCUUCAAGAAUCAUCAUAUCCUCAAACAAAAUACCUUGCGCUUCAAGUUCUCGACGAUGUAAUCAUGACUCGAUGGAAGGUCCUACCAAGGGAACAAUGCUUGGGGAUCCGCAACUUUAUCGUCAAUUUCAUUAUCGAGAGCUCGAAGUCCGAAGAGAAGCUCAAAACUGAACGCGCAUUUCUGAACAAGCUUAACCUGGUCCUUGUCUCUAUCCUUAAACAAGAAUGGCCGCAUAACUGGCCAACUUUCAUCAACGAAAUCGUCUCAUCCUGCCACACAAGUCUUUCUAUCUGCGAAAACAACAUGGCUAUCCUUCGACUGCUAUCCGAAGAGGUGUUCGACUUCUCUCAGGACCAGAUGACCUCUGUGAAAGCAAGAAACUUGAAGACGUCGAUGACGCAGGAAUUCUCUUCAAUCUUCCAGCUGUGCACUGAGGUGCUAAAUACCGCAAACCAACCGAGUCUGAUUAGAGCCACUCUAGAGACGCUUCUCCGGUUCUUAAAUUGGAUCCCGCUGGGCUAUAUUUUCGAAACGCCUGUCAUAAAUACGCUUUUGACACGGUUCUUGGACGUCCCAGAAUUUCGCAACGUGACUCUCAAAUGCCUCACAGAGAUCGGGGGUCUUCAAAUCGGAAACCCCUACAACUAUGACGAGAGGCUCGUUCACAUGUUCACCGAAACUUUGACUACGGUGUCAAAAACCAUCCCAUUAUCUAUGGAUCUGAAGCAGACCUAUGCCAAGAGCAACUCGAGGGACCAAGAAUUUGUGCUCAACCUGGCGUUAUUCCUCUGCAGCUUCUUCGGCGCUCAUCUCAAUCUCGUCGAGAAGUUACCCAACCGAGAUUACCUGACGCAUGCCCAUUUCUACCUGAUUCGGAUCAGCCAGAUUGAUGAUAGAGAAGUGUUCAAGAUUUGUCUUGAAUACUGGACACGCCUAGUUCAAGAACUUUAUGAAGAGAUGCAGCAGCUCCCAAUCACGGAUAUCAACCCCUUAGUGAGCAUGGGCGUGAGCGGUCUCUCUAACGGUGGUGCGCCGCAUCCCAGUACACUUGCCAACUAUCCUCUGCGGAAACACAAGUAUGAGGAAGUACUGUCCAGCUUGCGCACGGUUAUGAUAGAGAAAAUGGUGCGACCAGAGGAAGUCCUGAUUGUGGAAAAUGAAGAAGGCGAAAUCAUUCGCGAGUUCGUCAAGGAAAGUGACACGAUUCAAUUGUACAAGACGAUCCGCGAGUGCCUGGUGUAUCUCACACAUUUGGACGUGGUUGACACGGAGAAUAUCAUGAUCGAGAAGCUAGCCAAACAGGUCGAUGGCACCGAAUGGUCUUGGGCCAACUGCAACACACUCUGCUGGGCAAUUGGGUCAAUCUCUGGGGCCAUGAAUGAGGAGACCGAAAAACGCUUCCUUGUCACUGUUAUCAAGGAUCUUCUCGGCCUCACUGAAAUGAAACGUGGCAAGGACAACAAGGCUGUUGUGGCUAGUAACAUUAUGUACAUCGUGGGACAGUACCCGCGCUUUUUGAAGGCGCAUUGGAAAUUUUUGAAGACGGUGGUCAACAAACUUUUCGAAUUCAUGCAUGAAACACAUGAAGGUGUUCAGGAUAUGGCGUGCGAUACCUUUAUCAAAAUUGCCAAUAAGUGCAGGAGGCACUUCGUCGCUCUCCAGCCAGGAGAGAAUGAACCUUUCAUCGAGGAAAUCGUUCGAAACAUGCGCAAAAUCACCUGCGACCUUUCACCCCAGCAGGUCCAUACUUUCUACGAGGCCUGCGGCCACAUGAUCUCGGCACAAGGCCAAAAGGGCCUUCAGGAUCGCUUGAUAGAAAACCUGAUGUCGUUGCCCAACUCUGCGUGGGACACUAUUAUUGCCCAGGCCAACCAGGAUCCAUCCGUCCUCCAGGAUGGCGAAACGAUAAAGAUCGUCGGAAACAUCAUGAAAACCAACGUCGCCGCAUGCUCCUCCGUUGGCACUUACUUCUACUCUCAGCUAGGACGCAUCUACCAUGAUAUGCUGAACAUGUACCGAGCGUCCAGUCAACUUAUCAAUGAUGCUGUUGCGCGUGAUGGGGAUAUCGCGACAAAGACCCCGAAAGUCAGGGGGCUUAGGACAAUCAAAAGGGAGAUACUGAAGCUCAUUGAUACGUAUGUCCAAAAAGCAGACGACUUGGAGAUGGUCAAUGCGAAUAUGGUGCCCCCGCUGCUCGAGGCCGUUUUAGUGGACUACAACCGUAACGUCCCGAAUGCCCGCGAAGCAGAGGUCCUGAAUGCCAUGACAACAGUGAUUCAGAAACUGCACAAUCUCAUGGAGGACAAGGUCCCAUUGAUCAUGGAAAGCGUAUUCGAAUGCACAUUGGAAAUGAUCAACAAGGACUUCCACGAAUUUCCGGACCACAGGAUUCAGUUCUUCAAAUUGCUCCAAGCAAUCAAUCUCUACUGUUUCCCGGCGCUGCUCAAGCUCGAUGCCACGCAGUUCAAAUUUGUCAUAGAUUCAUGCAUGUGGGCUAGCAAACAUGAUAACCGGGAGGUCGAGAACACUGGUCUCACAAUGUGCCUCGAGCUCAUGAAUAACAUGGCCGAGACUGACGCUCAGACAUCCAACAUCUUUUUCCGUCAAUUCUACAUCCCGAUCUUGCAGGAUGUGUUUUUCGUUCUCACUGACAGUGACCACAAAGCGGGGUUCAAGUCUCAGGCGAUGUUGUUGUCGCGGAUGUUUUACUUCGUUGAGGCCGGCAAAGUUCAGGAUCCCAUCUACACCCCUGAACAAGCCCCUAUUGGGACCUCUAAUAAGGAUUUUCUGCAAGAAUAUGUUGCCAACCUUUUACAGACUGCUUUCAAGAACCUCCAGGAGAUUCAAAUCAAACAAUUCGUCGUUGGACUGUUUGCUUUUAACGACGAUUUCAACAAAUUCAAGACUCACUUGCGAGACUUCUUGAUCUCUUUGAAGGAGUUUGCUGGUGACAACGCCGAAUUAUAUGCUGAGGAAAGGGAGCAGGCUCUGAAGGACGCCAAGGCUGCAGAGCGUGACCGUGCAAUGAAGGUUGGAGGACUACUGAAGCCGUCGGAGAUGGACCAUGAUGAUGAGCUAUGA
Molecule: messenger RNA, 3219 nt
Organism: Aspergillus calidoustus
Lineage: Eukaryota; Fungi; Ascomycota; Eurotiomycetes; Eurotiales; Aspergillaceae
Source: the annotation of a GenBank genome assembly